Molecule: messenger RNA, 1539 nt
Organism: Solanum dulcamara
Lineage: Eukaryota; Viridiplantae; Streptophyta; Magnoliopsida; Solanales; Solanaceae
Exons: 10
Source: RefSeq, a predicted model, not a curated record
ACUAUUACUACUACUACUGCUACUGCUACUACUACUGCUUCUACUGCUACUGCUACUACUGUUACUACUACUACUACUGCUCCUGCUACUCCUGCUGCUACUACUGCUACUACUACUGCUCCUGCUGCUACAACAUCAACUACUACUACUAUUACUACUACAACUACUAAUACUACUACUGCUGCUACUACUGUUACUGCUACUACUACUACUAUUGCUCCUACUAGUACUCCUGCUACUACAACUGCUGCUGCUAUUACUACUACUACUACUACUGUUUAUACUGUUGUUGCUGCUAUUGCUACUGCUACUGCUACUGCUAAAUUGGAGUUUACUCCUGCUACUAAUACUGCUACUCCUACUGCUGCUGCUACUACUACUACUGCUACUGUUUAUACUGUUGUUGCUGCUAUUGCUACUGCUACUUCUACUGCUGCUACUGCUACUGCUGCUAUUACUGCUACUGGAACUACUGCUCCUGCUGCUUCUCCUGCUACUACUAUUACUUCUACUCAUACUAUUGCUACUACUACUGCUACUACUACUGCUACUACUACUACUACUCGUACUACUACUACUACUACUACUACUGUUGUUGCUACCGCUACUACUGCUGCUGCUACCGCUACUACUACUACUACUACUACUACUAUUGCUUCUACUACUAUUGCUACUGCUACUUUUACUGUUACUACUGCUACUACUAUUGCUCCUGCUACUACUGCUACUACUUCUACUGCUACUACUACUGCUACUACUAUUACUGAUGCUACUACUGCUGCUGCUUCUACUACUGCAGCUUCUACUACUGCUGUUGCUGCUACUGCUGCUGCUGCUUGCUACUACUACUGCUAUAACUACUGCUCCUACUACUCUACUGCUACUGCUACUGCUUCUACUACUUCUACUUCUGCUACUGCUACUGCUCCUACUACUACUCCUCCUACCUCUCCUACUGCUACUACUUCUCCUACUACUAUACCUACUACUACUUCUACUGCUACUACUACUAUUGCUACUUCUGCUGCUACUGCUACUACUACUACUGCUACUGCUACUUCUAUUUGUAUUGCUACUGCUACUUCUACUGCUACUGCUACUGUUACUUGUAUUGCUACUGCUACUUCUACUUUUACUACUACUACUGCUACUGUUACUUCUACUGCUACUUGUAUUGCUACUGCUACUUCUACUACUACUACUACCACUAUUACUACUUCCACUACUGCUACUAUCUCUCCUACUGCUACAGUUGUUGCUACUGCUACUGCAGCUACUAGUACUACUGCUGCUACUACUACUACUAUUGCUGCUACUACUAGUACUACUACUACUACUACUCUGCUCGUGCUGCUACUGGUGCUACUGCUAGUGCUGGUGCUGGUGCUACUACUUAUUGCUACUACUGCUACUAUUGCUACUACUACUACUGCUACUGUUGCUACUGCUAUUCCUACUACUACAUCUUUUACCACUACUGCUCCUCCUCCUCCUACUACUACUACUCCUAUUCCAGUAUGUCGCAAAGUAAAUGAAUAA